Molecule: messenger RNA, 671 nt
Organism: Saccostrea echinata
Lineage: Eukaryota; Metazoa; Mollusca; Bivalvia; Ostreida; Ostreidae
Exons: 2
Coding region: 24-563 (179 amino acids)
Source: RefSeq, a predicted model, not a curated record
CAGAGGCCCAGAUUUCUACUACAAUGGUCCAGACAGUGGAAAGUCAAGCAAAGACUACACCAUCAACAUCAGCAACAACUCAAACAUUAACAGCAUCCUCAGAAUUAUCAACAACAAAUUUAAUAACAACGUCAGCAAUAAUUACAACUUCUACUUUUGAAAUGACGACGUCAAUGAGAGAUGAAACACAAACCUCAUCAGAAGAGAGACCAACUAGUACAGUUACAACGUUUGUAGCUAUGUGCCCCUGUUCAUGUGAUUACAUGGACAAAAUCGAGUACUGGAGAAAUGAAACAAACCAGAUGAGACAGUACCAUGAACUGAGUCAAAGGUUGGCUCAACUCAAACGCCUCCUCAGCGUGAACACAAAAAAUCUCUCCUCAACUGUAAACAAGAAGAUCAGCGCUGACGAUGAGCGACCAUCAGCCUCUGUAACAGGUUACGUGGGAGCUGCCUUUAUAGCCCUAGUUCUUGGUGGAAUAGUCCUGGCUGAUGUUCCUGUGUUGAUCCGACAGACUUGUAGACUUCUUAAAGACAUCCGAAAACUGUGUGUUCGAAAAUAAAUUACACUGUUGUGUGGCAUUUUGUAUCAGUUACACUGGUCUCUAUUUUUAAAAUUUAUUUUAUGUGCAAUGUACUUUCAAAGUUAUUCUGAAAAGUUAAAGUACGCG